AACAUAUGGCAUGCAAUACAAUCAGCAUGAGCGUCUGCAAGCCCGGCUGUAUUCUGCAACUUGGGAUUAUGUUAUAGCAUUUGAUAACAUCCUAAAAUUAUGUUCUUUAAUUCUUUAAGAUUAUAAUGGCAUUAAAAUGGUGUGCAUGGAAUAACUUUGUUUUAAGCAGUCUAUAGGCAAAUCCAUAUCAAUGAUAAAUUUCAAUUAAAAAGUCAAUUUCGUCUUGUUUUCUUUUUUUGUCAUAGCUGAAAUUAAACUGCAAUUCGGUUAACAUCCUUGAAAUGCAGUUAAAAAGCUUUAAUAUUAAUGAUAGUGAUAAUAUGUGUUUACAUAUUUCUGAUGUGAACUUAUUUUAUUUCAUGCCAAAUAGUAAUUAAGUUCAAUCAAGUUUUGAUGGAUCUGAGAGUAAUACAAAUAACGAAAGCUAUAUCAUGUUCCUUUUAUAGAAAACUCUCAUCAAAACCGGCAUAUCUUGAAAUUGUCUAACUGAAGACAUGGUAUACAAUGCUAGCAUAUCAAGAAAGAAAACAUGUUUUACAUCUGAUUCUCUGUCCGAUUAGAUAUGUUUCAUUUCGGCACUCAUCCCAAGGAAUAUGAAUUUUCCGAUCAAGGUACCUUAGCAUUAAAUCUGGUAAUUUGCAGAACUGAUGUUGUUACACUAGAUGAACUAGCCAAUGACCACGGGGAUAUAAGCGGGUAUUUUAUAGGCUGAUGGAGCAGAUGAGAUGGGAUGCACUGAAUGAAUAAAUCUGUAGCGCUUGCCGAGGAGUUUGGUAUCGACCAAUCUAUGCCUAGACAUGCCGGUCACCAUCGUCACAUGCCCUAUGCCCCAGCAGCUACCCCAUCCCAAAACUGGAAGACGAACAUGUAUCUUCCCUUCAUGGGUCAUCUGCUACAGAAAUUAGACUCAUGGCUACUGCAAGGGCACGCACGAUUCAAUGUUCAAUAUCUCAUACCAACCAAGGUGAUCGAAUUAACAGACGAUCUUGUUCAAGAGAUUUUCACCAAGUUCCAGUCGGACCUUGAGGUUGACUAUGUUUCAUUUGCCAGGGAGUGUAGAAGGUGGAAGGCGAAGUGGUAGAUUUCAUCUCCUGAGCCAUUCAAAACCCUUGAGUCGGCGCUUACCCCCGCAAUGGAAAACUCCUACCCCAAUGUUCGAAGAUGCCUCCUCAUUCUGCUCUGCAUGCCAGUAUCGACAGCAACAACGCAGGUCUUUUUCUACAAUGAGACGGGUGAAGACAUACCUCCGUUGCACCAUGGGAACUGAGCACAUGUCCGGUCUUGUCUUGUUGAAUAUACACCGAGAGCGAGAGAUGGAUCUGGAAGAGAUCAUUGACAUAUUUGCCUAACGAAAGGAGCGCCGUUUGGCUCUUUUAUUUCUUGUGUAAUGUAAUGCAUGUAAUACAGGGGACUUUGCAUUAAUUAGAAUGUAUACAGUUUAUGUGUAUAGUUUUUUGCUAUAUGUAGAGAAUACAACAAGAGAUGUAAGUGACUAGAGUUAUCGAGUAAAUAUGAUAGACAUUAUUGCUAUCUAAAAGAU
Molecule: messenger RNA, 1540 nt
Organism: Dreissena polymorpha
Lineage: Eukaryota; Metazoa; Mollusca; Bivalvia; Myida; Dreissenidae
Exons: 2
Coding region: 740-1081 (113 amino acids)
Source: RefSeq, a predicted model, not a curated record